Messenger RNA from Pteronotus mesoamericanus, 960 nucleotides. RefSeq names its product ribose-phosphate pyrophosphokinase 2-like. The record is from RefSeq and is a predicted model, not a curated record. The transcript has a single exon. Gene Ontology annotation, biological process: ribonucleoside monophosphate biosynthetic process; purine nucleotide biosynthetic process; 5-phosphoribose 1-diphosphate biosynthetic process. Gene Ontology annotation, cellular component: ribose phosphate diphosphokinase complex; cytoplasm. Bases 1 to 960 code for a protein of 319 amino acids. Lineage: Eukaryota; Metazoa; Chordata; Mammalia; Chiroptera; Mormoopidae. Gene Ontology annotation, molecular function: magnesium ion binding; ATP binding; ribose phosphate diphosphokinase activity.
AUGACCAGCCUCAUGCUCUUCAGUGGCAGCUCCAACCAGGAUCUGUCCCAGCGGGUGGCUGACCGGCUGGGCUUGGAGCUGGGCAAGGUGGUCACCAAGAAGUUCAGCAACCAGGAGAUCUGCGUGGAGAUCGGUGAAAGCGUGAGAGGGAAAGAUAUCUACAUUAUCCAGAGCGGCUGUGGAGAUGUCAACGACAACCUGAUGGAGCUUCUCAUCAUGAUCAAUGCCUGCAAGACCGCAUCGUCGUCCAAGGUGACUGCAGUGAUCCCGUGUUUUCCGUAUGCCCGUCAAGAUAAAAAGGACAAGAGUCGUGCUCCGAUUUCUGGGAAACUUGUGGCCAACAUGCUCUCGGUCGCCGGGGCUGAUCACAUCAUUACCAUGGACCUGCAUGCCUCUCAGAUCCAGGGAUUCUUUGACAUUCCUGUGGAUAAUUUGUACGCGGAGCCCGCGGUCCUGCAGUGGAUUCGGGAGAACAUCACGGACUGGAGGAACUGUAUCGUGGUUUCCCCUGACGCGGGGGGAGCCAAAAGAGUCACGUCAAUUGCGGACAGGUUGAAUGUGGAUUUUGCCUUGAUUCACAAAGAAAGGAAGAAGGCGAAUGAAGUUCACCGGAUGGUCCUGGUGGGCGACGUGAGGGGCCGUGUGACCAUCCUCGUGGACGAUAUGGCCGACACAUGUGGCACAAUCUGCCAUGCUGCAGGUAAGCUGCUCGCGGCCGGAGCCACCAAAGUUUACGCUAUCCUUACUCAUGGGAUCUUCUCUGGGCCGGCUAUUUCCAGAAUAAACAGUGCCCCCUUCGAAGCUGUUGUUGUUACAAACACAAUUCCGCAAGAGGACAAAAUGAUUCACUGCUCCAAGAUCCAGGUUAUUGACAUUUCGAUGAUCUUGGCCGAGGCAAUCCGCAGGACCCACAACGGUGAAUCCGUGUCGUACCUGUUCAGCCACGACCUGCUGCUGUAA